Lactuca virosa is the source of this 455-nucleotide messenger RNA. Lineage: Eukaryota; Viridiplantae; Streptophyta; Magnoliopsida; Asterales; Asteraceae. The record is from the annotation of a GenBank genome assembly.
AUGGUACUACAACUGGAUCAAUGUGGGAGGUGUUUACUAGAAAAGUUAUAUCUCCAUUGCAAAUCUGAAGUCAUUACUGCACUAUCAAACUCCCUUCUUUUACCCAGGAACAAACCAAAUCAUUUAUCAUCAGGUUUAGUGGUUUCACUUCAUCAAUUCAGGGUAUUUUUGUUACCGGACCGGACCAAGACAUUGUCAGUGAAGAAUAUCUACAACUACAAGUGAUCGAUUAAUUGGUUUCUACGAGGCUGUCAUACUAAUUGCAAUUGGAUUUAGGGCUUCCUGUUUAGCUUCCUACUUAUGAGUAAUAUGUUUUAGGGGAGUUUUCUGAAAGUCAUUGUCAUUGUGGUGUCGUAAAUUCAUCACAGUUGGGAACCACAUGUAAUUUCCUAAAAUACCCUCAUUUAUUUUGUUGUAGUGUUCGAUUGAUUAAAUCACAGGGAUCACUUUUAAAG